This is a messenger RNA of Pimephales promelas (fathead minnow), 2204 nucleotides long. The record is from RefSeq and is a predicted model, not a curated record. Lineage: Eukaryota; Metazoa; Chordata; Actinopteri; Cypriniformes; Leuciscidae.
AACGCCACUACUGCGCAUGCGUUCACAAGUAGAGCUUUUCACUGCUGUGUCUGAAGUCAAAUGUCGCGUAGAACACAAAUGGAUUUCUAAACAAAAUAUUUACACGGCUUUAAUGCAUUGACAUAUUUAGGACAGCUGUCAUUUUUUAGCUAUCGGAAUAGCACGUAAUCCGUAGUGUCGCUAGUGUUCUUGCUUUGCCUGUAAUAUGUUUACAUCCCAGACCUCUUCCUUCCAGGAGUCCAUAGACGUGGAUGAAAGGGAUGUAGACUUCGACAACGAAGAGAUCGCCGGAUUCAGCCAGAAGAUACAACAGAUUAAUUGCUACUAUGCAAUAUACUACUACCAAAACACAAGAUCUGAGGCUUCUGGAGAGAGUGUGGCCUGGAGCCAGAGGAGAUCAGACUCAACAACAAGUCAGGAUGACUUUAGUCUCACCCUGCUGGAUGACAGCUUGCCAUCCAAUGCGGAACCAGAACUACGAAGCUACAUCUCCCGCAGGCUGAGCAAGGGCGCUUUGCUGGGGGGUAUGGGUAACAUUGCCACCGUGGAACUAAGCAUCCCUGAGCAAGCGGUGGGCUGUUACUGCUGUCUUCUGGAGCAAGAGAAAUCUCCGGAACAGCCUGAGGCCGAUGGCAACGGCUGGGUGGUGUGUCUUCUCGGAGGAUCAGAGAAGGGCCUGAAUCUAUUCAGAAUUGAGCUGGACAAGUACGUCCAGGGUCUGCAGGGCUGUUUGACUCCAGAGAUGCUUAACUUGGAGACAGAUGUCAGGCCCUACCUGAACCAGUGGUAUGAAGAGUCAGUAAUGCACAUUCACAGAGUGGUUCAUCUGUUGCAGGGGAACGUCGGGUACCUUCUGCAUGCUGCUUUGAGUCACAAGCUCGUAGAGGUCACGGGGACGGAUGAGAAGACAGAAGCAGAUGUAGCAAGAUUCAUCAAAGCAGCAAGCCUGCAGGGUCUAGUCCAGGAAGACACCACUACAGCCUCCCUCUGUAAGGCCAUGUCAGAGGACUCUCACACCAAACUGAUCAUCAACUUCUCAACCAGCCCUCCCACACUAACCAAUGAAGUCAGUAACCGGUUCUGUGACGACUGGAUCCAAGCCUUCCUCAAUGCUUCUGAGCGCUUUAACCCUUUCCUCCUCCGUCAGAUCCUGGAGAACUUUAAACUUAAGGCCAUCCAAGACAUGAACAACUUGAAGCGCUUCAUCCGUCAGGCUGAAAUGAGCCACUACGCUCUGUUCCGCUGCUGUCUGUUCCUGCAAAGCUGUGGAAACGGGGAUGUGCUGCUGCAGAACGCACGUGCCGAGCACAGCAGCUUUCCCGAGGCCUGUGGAAUCAUAAACGUGCUGGAGGAGUUCCUCGGUGAGGAGGCGCAGGGCACGUUGUACUGACACCUUCCCGUCUGCAGGGGGCACAGUGUUUCAUACACUUAGAGCACCUUGAAAGGAGUUACCCCUGAAUUGGCUUUAUGCACUGCUGCACUACUUCCUGAACUUAAGCCAGCUCCUUUGUUUCCUGUCUCCCAUUAUUAGACAAAUUGAUUAGUUCAGGUGUGCCUAACCUCAGUAGUCACAGCAACAAUAAUCAGACACACCUGAAUUAAUCAAGCUUGGCCAAUAAUGGCAGACAGGAAACAAAGGAGCUGGCUUAAGUUCAGGAAGUAGUGCAGCUGUGCAUAAAGCCAAUUGCUAUUCAGCCCCCAUAAUCAUAGCAGUGUGGUCUGCAUUUUGGGCACUCACUCUAACACUAAAUAUAGUCCAUCUUUUUUUGUGUUUUGAGGUUCAACAGCAAUAUUUAAAAAGGAUUUUGCUAUGAUGUGAUUCUGUAUGUUGUUGUGGGUGCUUAAAAAUUAUAAUCUGAAUAGACCCAAUAAAAUGGGCUACAAAUCAAUGUGAUUAAGCUUUGUUUAAAUGAUUCUUCUUAAUAAUGUGUAUAAUGUUAACACACCAGUGUUUUAAUGUGAUUCUAAGUUGUAGUCUCAGCUGUGAAGCAGUCAUUGUUUAGAUUCUAAAAACAAGUGUUCAGCAGACUGCACUAUACAUUAUAUAAUCAUGAAGCUCUCCACAAGCUAAUAGCCUAUUAUCACUCCACUCCAUUUCAGUAGAAAAAAUGACAUUGACCUGCAUAAUGAAUUGCCUGUUUUAUAAUUUUAUUUUUAGGUAAGUGUAUACUUUGAUGGUUUUGAUAAUCCUUUUUGUUCUUGUU